Messenger RNA from Musa acuminata AAA Group (dessert banana), 1238 nucleotides. RefSeq names its product deSI-like protein At4g17486. Gene Ontology annotation, biological process: protein deubiquitination. The transcript has 6 exons. Lineage: Eukaryota; Viridiplantae; Streptophyta; Magnoliopsida; Zingiberales; Musaceae. The record is from RefSeq and is a predicted model, not a curated record. Bases 259 to 1149 code for a protein of 296 amino acids. Gene Ontology annotation, molecular function: deubiquitinase activity.
UGUCAGGCUCGUUACUCGAUAUUUCUCGCGACCGCAGCCGCCCCUCCACUUCCGUUCUCGAGGGGUGAAUCGACAGCAUCGCCCGAAGACGAGAGAGUAGUGGGAAGAGGGGAGAGGGAGAAGUGGUGAGAGAGAGAGAGAGAGAGAGAGAGAGAGAGAGAGAGAGAGGCUCCUCCUCCUCCUUUAUUUCGCGAUUUUCGAGAAACCCUAUUUCAUCAGCGAUCACCGGGGUCUCCUCGUCGGACCCAUUCCUGUUCCAUGGGGUCCGUUAUGUCCUCGGGGGGGUCGCCUUCCAAAGGCAAUGCCGCUCUAAGCCCCGUGGUGCUCAACGUCUACGAUCUCACCCCCUUGAACAACUACGUGCGGUGGCUCGGCAUCGGCAUCUUUCACUCCGGCAUCGAAGUCCAUGAACUGGAGUAUGGGUUUGGAGCACAUGAUUUCCCUACGAGCGGUGUGUUUGAGGUGGAACCAAAGACUUGCCCGGGUUUUCUAUAUAGAUGUUCCAUUUUGUUGGGUCAUACAAGUAUGCCUCCAUCUGAGUUUCAGGCAUUUAUAGAAAGCAUUGCCACAGAGUAUCAUGGAGACACCUAUCACCUCAUUUCAAAAAAUUGCAAUCACUUCACAGAUGAUGUCAGCAAGAGACUGACAGGAAGACCAAUUCCACUGUGGGUUAACAGGCUUGCAGGACUAGGUGCAAUUUGUAAUUGUCUACUACCUGAAAGCCUUCGUUUGCCAGCUGUCAAACAGAUAGCCGAAUACCAGGGUUUAUCAGAGGAUGGAUCGGAGUUCUUGUCAGUGAUCACCGCGACCACACAUGAUCCUCUAGAGAGUGAUGAUGCAGAUCAAGAGAAAUAUCUUUUUUUGCGAUCUGGUGUUGGAGGGGGAUUACUGCUUCGCAAGAGAGAAGUACCGCUGCUCCUCGUCGGUAAUCAUCAAGCUGAUGCAAAAGAAAUCAUGAUCUUUUUGUUUACAGAUAGUAAAGGAGGUCUGCUGCCACAUAAAAAAUUACUACUGCUUCCUGGUGAAGAGAAAAGAGAUGUAAAAGAGUGGGAUGUUUCCCGGAGAUCCAUUGAGAGCUCUCUCCUGCAGUCAUCCACAAAUUUUCAAGCUAACAUCAAAGACUGGAAGAAUGAUCGAUUGGAAUACUAGAUUGAGACUGAGCUUAUUGUAAAAGUUGACAAGGUAUGGAAUUGUUUUCAGUUCACAUAAAUGCAACGAAAGAUAUAGCAACUAUCAAA